AUGUUUAGUUUUGGGUAUAAAAAUUUAUAUGAUGCUAAACCAAUUAUACCUGGGCCUGGUGAUUACGAGCUUAGAAAGGAUUUAUCGGGGAAAGCAAUUCAGAAUAAAGACAAAUUUAUCCAUCGUUCAAUUAGCAAUAAAAAAUUACAAAAUGAUGAUUCAUUUAUUCAUAGACUUAAAAAUCAUAAUGAUUGUUAUGAAGAAUAUCAAUUAAAUGAACAAAGAAAAUUGACUGAAUUACAUAAACAAUAAAAUUAGCAUUCGUUUACUACGUCUGAGAGAUCAAAAUGCUUUAUAUUACCUUCAAUCUCAAAAGGCCCAUAAUAUUAUGAUGUUAAGGAUUUAAAAAGUGAUCGUUCACUCAACAUAGGAAAGUAUUCGCCAAGAAAAGAUAUUUUUGAUUUAUAAAAGGAAAGAAUUUCAAAAAAUAGUUGUUCUAAAAUUGACACGUCCAUAAGUAUAGAAUAGAAAAUGUAAAAGCCUUAGAAUUAUUGGUCUCAAGAUAAACCACACCAAAAAUAUAUUGUUUCUUAUUAUUCGAGAGCUAAACCAAUUCCAAAAUUUAGAGACUACUCAUAUAUUAGUAAAGAUAAAAUAGGUCCAAGCUUGAUUGAUUAUCCGAAAGAUAAAAUAAAAGGUAGAACAUUUAAAAAAGACUAAAGAUUUAAAAUUGCCAAAAUUAAUAAAGUUGAUAUUCAUCAAGAAUACUAUAUAUAGAAAUUAAUUAAAAAUAAGGAUUAAGUAUCACCAGGUGAUAAUGAGUCUAGUGCUUCAGAAGAAUUCAUCAAUCUCAAAAUUCUAGAUUUCACUGAAAAAGUGUUCUUUGAUAAAUAAAUUAGAGUAAAGAAACCUUUCUAAGAUGUAAUGAGAUAGAAAGUGCCUGGACCAGGAAAUUAUGAAAUAAAGGUUUAAUCAGGAAAAUAGUAUUCAUUUCCAAAAGGUAAAAGAUAUAAUAAGUUUUUUUGGGAUUUACUAUGA
Messenger RNA from Paramecium tetraurelia, 978 nucleotides. RefSeq lists its product as uncharacterized. The record is from RefSeq and is a predicted model, not a curated record. NCBI's taxonomy places the organism in Eukaryota, Ciliophora, Oligohymenophorea, Peniculida, Parameciidae. The transcript is spliced from 2 exons.